AUGUCUCAGAGCGCUCAUCUCGUGGAAGAGGCAGGAUCUCUCCCUAAACGAUAUGGCUUCAUUCUCCUCACCCUUGGCCUGUCGGGCUGGCUGCUGUACAGUCUCUACCAGAAGGCCCUGCCAAAGCCGAUCAAAGGUAUCCCGUACAACCCCGAUUCCACGAAAAGAAUAAUGGGUGAUCUUCCGGACCUUGCCAGUACCGUGGCACGUACAGGAGACCUGUCAGCAUGGCUUGUUGGACGAGCAGCCCAGUUCGACUCGCCUGUCGUCCAGAUCUUCCUUCGACCCCUUUCGCCACCGAUCGUCCUAUUGAGCGAUUUCCGCGAAGCACAGGAUAUGUGCAUGCGGCGUAAAGAGUUCGAUCGCGGCAAGAUCUUGCGUGACCUCUUCACAGGUCCAUCUCCAAAUCAUCAAAUCACAAUGGUAACCGGAGACCAGUGGAAGGCGAACCGAAGGCUGCUGCAAGAUCUCAUGUCGCCACCCUUCCUGCAGAAUGUUGCGGCGCCAGCUAUUUACGCAAAUGUCGUCAAUCUGAUCAACUUAUGGACCGAGAAGACGAGAAUCGCGGAGGGGCGUCCGUUUGAUAUUUACCAGGAUAUCUUUUACACAGCUUUGGACGCUGUGACGGCAUUCUCGUUCGGCGAACAGUUUCCACACAAUGCUACGAAGCCGGUGGCGGAUCUCAUCCGCGACCUGAGCGAAACACAGGUUGCAAGACUCCGGGACGGGCUAUCUAUGGAUGAUGCGGUCAAGUUCCCCACGGUCGAACCCGACGAGGUCAUUCAAUCCAUUCUCGACGUCAGCAUCAAUAUCGAGAGGUUGCAUGGAUCUCCUUGGCCCGUAUUGAAGUGGAGAAUCAUCGAGAAGCUCCCACCCCUGAACAAGACGAUGCGGGUCAAGAACGAGUUUAUAGUCAGGGAGUUGAACAAAGCUACAACCAGACAAAAUGCUAGUGGAGGGGAUGACACAUGGGUGCGAUCUGCGGUGGACUUGAUGGUUCAGAGAGAGAGGAAGAUAGCCCAAGAAGAGAAGAAGACAUCGAAUCAUUUGGCACCCAACAUGAAAGACGAGCUAUUCGGCGUCCUCACCGGCGGCCAUGAUACCACCAGCACCACCAUGCUAUGGGCCCUGAAGUACCUCACUGACUGCCCCCAAAUCCAAACCAAGCUUCGCAAGGCAAUGCAGGAUGGGUACUCCGCAGCGUACGCAGAAAAUCGAAACCUUCGGAUCGAAGAGAUCAUGCAAAUCAACGUUCCUUACCUGUAUGCCACGAUGGAGGAAGUCCUCCGAUGUGCUGGUACUGCGCCGCUAGUUGAAAGAGAGGCCAUGGAGGAUACAAUCCUUCUUGGAUAUCACAUUCCCAAGGGCACCAUGGUCUUUUCCCUCGGCAAGGGAGCCAGCAUCGUCACACCAGCUUUCGAGAUCGACGACACGAAACGAAACGAGACAUAUCAUCUUGCCGUCAAGAACCGCGGCAAGAUACCAAACUGGAACCCUGCCGAUGUUGAGGUGUUCAGCCCUGAACGCUGGCUUGUGCCAGUCACCACUCAAGGAGAGAAGGAGCAAUUGAACGGAACUGGCCCUGAAUAUGAGUUCGAUUCCUCUGCUGGACCACAGAUUGCCUUCGGAAUGGGCAGACGCAGCUGCUUUGGUCGAAGACUGGCAUACGUAGAGUUGAGGAUUUUACUCAGUCUGAUUGUGUGGAAAUUCGAGCUGCUGAAGUGCUCAGAGGAGCUGAGCGGGUAUGAGGCGAAGGAUGGUGUGACACACAAACCCUUGAAGAACUAUGUUCGGUUACGAAAGGUGGAAAGGAAGUAG
Messenger RNA from Colletotrichum chrysophilum, 1818 nucleotides. RefSeq lists its product as uncharacterized. The record is from RefSeq and is a predicted model, not a curated record. The transcript is spliced from 2 exons. Bases 1 to 1818 code for a protein of 605 amino acids. Gene Ontology annotation, molecular function: oxidoreductase activity, acting on paired donors, with incorporation or reduction of molecular oxygen; iron ion binding; heme binding. NCBI's taxonomy places the organism in Eukaryota, Fungi, Ascomycota, Sordariomycetes, Glomerellales, Glomerellaceae.